Messenger RNA from Acaulospora colombiana, 236 nucleotides. NCBI's taxonomy places the organism in Eukaryota, Fungi, Glomeromycota, Glomeromycetes, Diversisporales, Acaulosporaceae. The record is from the annotation of a GenBank genome assembly.
GUGGAGUUGAUAUUCUUCGAGCAGAAGUGAGAGCUAUGGAAGGAGAACUAUUUUUGGAGGUUGAACUAUGGGUUGAGCUGGGAAUUAAGGAGGUAGUGGUUUUAGAAGUUGAACUGAGGAUUGGGCUGAGAGUUGUGUUUUUUAGAUUCGCCGAUGAAAACGUCGAAGUGAUUGUUGAGGUGAAUGAUGAAUGUGAAAGAUUAGAUUCGUAUAACUUAGAUACAGUUGAAAUUUGA